GCGGCUGUAGCCAUGACACCUUCGCCCGUGUGUGCAUCUAGAAUGAUCCUCCGGUGCGAGCGCAGGCUGCGGACGGCACCCCAGAAGCUAAUCCAAAAAUACUCUUGCAGCAUGUGCUAACAGACGCGCUUCUGCACUUUAGGCUCACAAUCUUAUUUAUUUAACAAAGGGCUGUAAUCGUGACUUUCUGUUUCUCAUUAUCCUGACAUACUGAUAGCAUUCACGUUGUGAGCCAAUGAUAGCUUUUUUUGACUGAGAUUUGCUAACUUGCACCUUGUCAGUGAUUGGCGAGAGGUUAAAGAGCUGCUUUACUACAUCCAGGGUACACUGAACAAUGGCAACAGCGGCAGGCAAGCCUUGCAGGGAUAACUUGAGAGAAAAAAAAAAACAGUUGAAUAAACUGCAGUCUAAGCAACUCCAAUGAAGAGACAGGAAAACCAGGCAGCCAGGCUCACAGCAGGCUCCUUCUCUGUGCCGCUCUUUAACCAGAAGAAACGAAACAGGGUUCCUUUGACAUCGGUUCCCUCUGAGAAUGAAUUUUUUUCCCACAGCGAAUACAUGGCAAGCACCAGCUCAGCUGUAUCUCACAACGCAGCAGGUACCUUUGGGUGUUACCAGGCCUCAGGUCCCUCUUCUGGUGUUCCUCAAAGCCAAGAGUGGAACAGACAAAGCAACUCAAAAUCUGCUCCAGCCCAGCAAUAUGGCAGCAGCAGACCUGCUCCUGGACCUGCCCCUCCAAUAAGAGCCUAUGGACACCUUUCGCAUCCAUACAAAGCUGGAGGCAGAAGCCCAAUGACGGGACAACCCAGUAACCCACUCAGACAGCAGGAUUCCAACUCUGUCGUGAAUUUCAGACAGAACAAAUAUCAAGCCCCUCGCGGCAUUGAGAGUGGACAAAGCCAGCCAGCUCCCCGUACGGGGUUGUCUCAGAUGGGUCAGAAGGCAUCUCAUAGAGCACUCAGUUCAACAAUUCUGUAUUCCCAGCAGUCUAGAUCUGUUCUUCCUCCAGUGUCACCACCCGAGAGGCCCUCUGCUAAUGCUGCGCAGCCACAGAAGGACCCCUGGAAAUUUACUAACAGCUUUGAGCCGCUGAGAUGCUCUUUUGAGGGUAAAAGGAGCUCAAAUCCACAGCACACUGUGCGACCGACUCCAACUCAGGAAACGUUUUCAGUGAAACCAGCCGUCGAGAACUCACUGAGGAUCCUGACUGCAGUUAUUGAUGGCAUGAGACACUGGAGUCAGUUUAAGGACAGAGUACCUUAUUUAUUUGAGAUAUUCGCUACUCUAGACUCUGCGGUCACAGUUGGUCGCUACGGAGCCAAGAACUUCCUCCUGAGAGAUGGGAAGGAGGUUGUGCAGUGUGCCUUUUAUGAAAACGAGCAGGCACUCCCCCGUCUCAUCCGUGGUCAGGUCCAUCGGUGUGUGGGUAAUUAUGACCGAAGCAGAGAUGUCUUGAUGUGUGUGUCUGUCAGAGCAGCUCUGCCUUCAGAGCUGAGAAACGCUCAGGAGGCCGUUAAAGUCUGUGAUGCAGAAAUGCGGGCGCUGGCCAAAUCACUCAGUGAAGUCUGAGCAUGAUGAUGCAGUACGAAAGCAGCAGUUGGAAAGUAUACCAGUGUUGGAGUGUACACAGGAGCCACGCUUAGUGCUGAGUUCUCUAAUUUGUUACAGUUGCAAAUCUUAAGUUUAAAUUGUUGAGGUUUUUUUUGACCUGUAGAGGGUGCUCUUUCUAUUCACUUGUAUUUUUUAAUGCCUGAAUUCAUGCUUGUGUUCAGUUUUUGGUGUUUAUUCAUAAAUAGAAAAUCAAAAUAAUUUAAGUAAAACCUUAACAGAAA
Archocentrus centrarchus (flier cichlid) is the source of this 1832-nucleotide messenger RNA. RefSeq names its product spermatogenesis associated 22 (gene spata22). The coding region runs from base 421 to 1569 and encodes 382 amino acids. Gene Ontology annotation, biological process: gamete generation; regulation of meiotic cell cycle; homologous chromosome pairing at meiosis. The transcript has 8 exons. Lineage: Eukaryota; Metazoa; Chordata; Actinopteri; Cichliformes; Cichlidae. The record is from RefSeq and is a predicted model, not a curated record.